CGAAAAAAUAGUUGGAACUGACCAUGGAAGACCUUCGCGCGCUAGAACAGGUGCCAUUGCAAGAGACCAAUAAAGGUAAAAAACGCAGAUUUAGAAGAUGGGAACGAAUAGGAAAAUGGGAUAUUCAUGAUAUUGAUGAAAGAUUUACAUUUAAAAUAGUUUCGUACAAUGUUCUGGCGCAACACUUGAUCGAAUCCCAAAUCUUCCUGUACCAAAACUGCUCACCGCAAAAUCUUGUGUGGGAUAUAAGAUCAAAACGUAUAUUUGAUGAGAUCGUCAGCUUAGAUCCUGACAUUCUCUGCCUCCAAGAAGUUGAAGAAUCUCACAUUGAAAGUUUCUAUUCGCAGUUUGAAGAUAUAGGCUACACAGGUGUGUAUAAAAGAAGAACUGGAAACGAAGACGAUGGCUGCGCGAUUUACUUUAAAAAUUCAGUUUUUCAUAUGGAGGAUCAUAUUCUUGUUGAAUUUUGUCAGGAGAGUUAUGGAAUUUUAAGUCGACACGAGGUCGGCCUGGCCGUACGGCUGGUCCCGCGAGACGCGCGCACCCCCGCCAUGCCGCUCAUAGUCGCCACGACGCGUCUCUACCACUUCCUCAGGAACGAUGACGUGCGCCUCGCGCAAUCACAGCUUUUUCUCGCCCACCUGGAACGGUUUGCUAACAAUGGCUGUCAUCUAGGAUACCAUCCAAUAAUAUUAUGUGGUGACAUGAGCGCAUCGCACAACUCGUCUGUGAUCAAGUUCCUCACUAGAGGUCGCAUUUUCGUCAGCAAAACAAAGAUAAAGGGAUCUGAAAUACAAAAUAUUAAUCCUGAACAACCGCCUGAACUCGAUGGACCUGCAAAUCCAUGGGACCAAUCCUUACCUUUUUUUAGCGAAUUAGAACACCCGCUCAGGUUUCACUCCGUCUAUGCACAUCACAAAAAAAAUGGCAAUCGCGAGGUCACCACUUUCUUCCGCUCAAGUUGGAAUAACUUUGAUUAUAUAUUCUUCAGUCGCGACAGCAGGCUGAGGUUGUUGGCACGUUACCGGCUGCCCACGGAGACGGAGUGCAGGCAGCGGUACCGCCCUCAUUCUGUUCCCAACUGCAAACUACCUUCAAGCCACUUCUCUCUCGCCGCAAUCUUCGAAUACGAUCCUUCUACGCAAACGAAAUCGGCGUAUUAAAAGGAAUAAGCUCCGUGUAACUUAUCCUACAGUGAUUCCAGUGGUCUUAAGGACUGUACUCUGAGUCCUUAUACUUUACCUAUGUUUAGUUUAUAAUACUAGUUUAAGCUAAAUUAAUUGAGAGCGGCUUAACUCACGUAUGAUUAUCCGAUAACGGCACCGACACAAAUGUGAUUUUCGUAUAAAUAUUGUAAUUAAAUACUAUUUUGGGCGCUCAAAGCCGCAAUAUGACUGAUCACGUGGA
Molecule: messenger RNA, 1407 nt
Organism: Papilio machaon (common yellow swallowtail)
Lineage: Eukaryota; Metazoa; Arthropoda; Insecta; Lepidoptera; Papilionidae
Product: protein angel
Exons: 1
Coding region: 24-1163 (379 amino acids)
Molecular function (GO): 3'-5'-RNA exonuclease activity
Source: RefSeq, a predicted model, not a curated record